AUGGAUGCUCAAGAUCUUGAGUAUAUGUGCAACGUUUUCGUGAAUACAAAAAGGCUUGAGGACGCCCUCCAAGCACUGAAAGAGUUGAUCGAAAUUGAUCCUCUAUUUGACGCAAAUCGAAGACUUAUUUUCCAAGUUAUUUAUAAAAAGAUGGCUGAUUCAAUGCGUGAGUCAUUAAGAAUACUUUCAAUGUACUUACAAGCUGAGAAGAAGCAAGGCCAUAUAGAACUCGUUCGUGCUCUUGAAAAUAAAAUGGAAAGCGUUACUCAUCAAUUAAUCAGUAUUUGCAAAGAGGGAAUUGAAACAAUGGAGACUGUCUUAAUACCAGCAGCUGAAGGAUCUCCAGAAUCCACCGCUUUCUUCAUCAAAUUCAAAGCAGAUCUUUAUCGUUACAUCUCCGAGUUCUCCGAUGAAACAGAGUCACUUUCUGCUUUAGAUCAAGCUGAAAAACUCUACCAACAAGCUAUAGAUAUCUGCGCUUCCAAUUUAAGCAAAAAUCAUCCAUAUUACCUUUCAAGCAUCUUAAAUGCUUCCGUUUUCCAAUACGAGCAGCGUAAAAAUUUGGCUGCUGCACAGGAAAUGUGCAAUUCAGCAAUUGACCAGUUUGAUCAGAAUGCAACUGAUAUUGAUCAGAAUCAGCUCGAUGAAUCACGCCAACUUGUUGACCUUAUGAGCAAGAACUUGUUCAGCUGGGCCAAUAUGGUUCCUGAAGAUGAAGACGAACAAUGA
This is a messenger RNA of Trichomonas vaginalis G3, 729 nucleotides long. Its product is annotated as protein domain specific binding. Gene Ontology annotation, biological process: signal transduction. Gene Ontology annotation, cellular component: cytoplasm. The transcript has a single exon. The record is from RefSeq and is a predicted model, not a curated record. The coding region runs from base 1 to 729 and encodes 242 amino acids. Lineage: Eukaryota; Parabasalia; Trichomonadida; Trichomonadidae.